Panicum virgatum (switchgrass) is the source of this 3791-nucleotide messenger RNA. RefSeq names its product protein SEMI-ROLLED LEAF 2-like. The transcript is spliced from 19 exons. The record is from RefSeq and is a predicted model, not a curated record. Bases 480 to 3455 code for a protein of 991 amino acids. NCBI's taxonomy places the organism in Eukaryota, Viridiplantae, Streptophyta, Magnoliopsida, Poales, Poaceae.
CCCAGUCACAAGCUCGCAAGUGCGUGGCGUGGGCACCGGGCAAAGGCGCAAAGCCCAUCUCUCUCGCGCUCUCAGUGGCGCGUGUGGAAAGCGCUCGUCGCUCCGCGCGAGGAACACAGGGAAGGCUGCUGCAAUUGGCGCUGCCACCGAGGCCCUCUCCCUCUUUCCCUCUCACUCACGUGGUCUCCCCCCCCUCUCCUCUCCUGCGCCUGUCCUCGCAGCCCAACCAUCCCCCUCCCCAAAUUCCCCUUCCUACCCGUCGGUUCCGUAGCGCCUCUCCUGGUUGGGUUUUGGGGGGAGUCUCCGCGGGGUGGGUUUGGGGUUUGGUCGGCGGCGGCGACGGCGGCGGAGUUGGAGUUGGGAGGGCGGCCUGCGAUACCAGCGAGCAGUCGGAGUUCGGGCGCGCGCUCUGCAGUCGGAGGGGCGUGGGUGAGAUCUACGCGUGCUGCUGCGGCGUUCUCGCGGGUCCGGCGGGGCAGAUGGGGUUCCUCUCGGCGAAGCUCCUGCCGUCCUGCGAGAGCAUGUGCGUGUGUUGCCCCGCGCUGCGCCCGAGCUCCCGCCGCCCUGUCAAGCGCUACAAGAAGCUGCUCGCCGAGAUAUUCCCCAAGACGCCGGAUGGUGCUCCGAAUGAGAGGAAAAUUAUGAAGCUGUGUGAGUAUGCCGCAAAGAACCCCCUGCGCAUACCAAAGAUUGCCAAGUUUCUAGAACAGAGGACUCACAAGGAGCUGCGCGCGGCACACGUGAGCUUUGUCAGAAUCAUCACUGAAGCUUACAGCAAGCUACUCUUCAUUUGUAAAGAGCAGAUGGCAUAUUUUGCCAUCAGCCUAGUGAAUGUCCUUACUGAGCUUCUGGAAAGCAAGCAAGAGAAUGUUCACAUCCUUGGGUGCCAAACUUUAGCAAACUUUAUCAACAGCCAGGUAGACAACACUUAUGCACGCAAUAUUGAAAGCUUGGUUCGCAAAGUAUGUGCACUUUCACAUCAACAGGGAGAGGAGCACAGACUUCUCAGGGCAGCAAGCUUGCAGUGUUUGUCAGCAAUGAUCUGGUUCAUGAAGGAGCAUUCAUACAUAUUUGCUGAUUUUGAUGAGAUAGUGAAAUCGGUCUUGGAAAAUUAUAGAACGGAGGAAUCUGUUGUUGGUGGUGACAGACAUGCAUCACAACACAAUUGGGUUGAUGAAAUAGCAAGAUCUGAGGGUAGACCUGGCAUAGGUGGUGGUAAUGAUGUGAAUAUCAGCAGUGCAACCGUUAGGCUGCGGCCAGCAAGGAAUUCCUCAGCUCUUACCAGGGAUGAACGCGAGUCUCCAGAAGUAUGGUCACAUAUUUGUGUGCAGAAGCUUGCAGAGUUGGCCAAAGAGAGUACAACUAUGCGACGCGUCCUAGAUCCAAUGCUUUCAUAUUUUGAUACUAAGAAACAGUGGACCCCUCGACAUGGAUUGGCUUUGCUUGUUUUGUCUGAUAUGGCUUAUCCAGAGAAGAGUUCAGGCAAUGAGCAAUUGAUUUUAACUGCUGUCAUCCGGCAUUUGGAUCACAAAAAUGUUUCACGUGAUGUGCAGACAAAAUCAGAUAUUAUUCAAACAGCAACAUCCUUGGCACGACAGCUGCGAUCCCGAGGAUAUGCUGCUGAACUUGUAGUAGCAGGUGACUUGUGCAAGCACUUAAGGAAAACACUAGAGGCUGUGGAGUUAGGCAGUGUUGAAGAUCUGAAUUCGAAUGAAUCUCUUCAGAAUUUCUUGGAGGACUGUCUCAUGGAAGUUGUCAGAGGAAUCAAUGAUGUGCGGCCACUCUAUGACAUGAUGGCAAUCACAUUGGAGAAUUUGCCUUCAAUACCAACUGUUGCCAGAGCAACACUUGGAAGUUUGCUGAUCCUUUCACACAUAAUCUCGUUGACAUCAGCAUCAUCUAACACUCCUAUGGUAUUUCCAGAAGCACUCCUCCAGCAGAUACUGAAGUCCAUGGUACAUCCUGAUAUUGACACUCGUGUGGGAGCGCACCACAUGUUUUCUGCUAUUAUUGUCCAAGGACCAAGCCAUCUGAGGAGUGAAUCAGAGUACCUAUAUGAAACAAAAAAGCAGUCUCGGAAUACAUCUGUGUUUGCUUCUGCUACCGCUCUACUGGAGAAGCUAAGAAGGGAAAAGGAUAGUUUGAGUUCAGAUAAGCCUCGAAAUAUGAUGCAUGAUGAUGUAAAGGAAAGGAACACACAUGAAGAGGAUAACAAAUAUGUUUGGUCGCAGAAAAAUUCAGCUUAUUUCUCAAAGUUAAUUUUCUCUAUCAUUGAAAGAUAUGCAAAGUUAAGCAGCUCUGUAGAGGAGGCCAACAUAGCCAUGUUAACUGAAGAUCAAACCAACCAAUUGCUGUCUGCAUUCUGGAUUCAGGCCAAUCAAACAGAUAAUACUCCUUUCAAUUAUGAGGCGAUUGGUCAUUCAUACAGCCUCACAGUUCUUUCUUCCCGCCUUAAGAAUUCAAGCAACAGUAAUAUCGUCCAGUUUUUCCAAUUGCCACUAUCGCUUCAAAGUAUUGCUUUAACCCCAAGUGGAGUCCUACCUGCUUCUUGCCAACGCUCUAUUUUUAUCCUAUCAACAAGCAUGCUGGCUUUUACUGGAAAAGUUUGUCACAUCACUGAACUGUCAGACUUGCUAAGGUGUUUUACGUCUCCCAAAGUUGACCCAUACCUGAGAAUUGGUGAAGACUUGCAACUCUAUGUAAGGUUGCACUCAGAUCUGGGCAGCUAUGGUUCUGAAAGUGACCAGGAGGUUGCCAGAUCCAUACUUUCUGACUGCAGGACAAAAGUAGGGAUUAAUGAUCAGCGAGUGCUUGAUGUUAUUGCUUCUGCACUUUCUAGUUUCUCUGAGAUGGACAGGGAUGUACUAGCAAAGGAGCUCACUGAGAUGUUCACACCUGAAGAAAUGCCUUUGUUUGGGUCAAAUUCAGUACUGGACUGGGCAAACUUCAAUGGGCAGGCAUUUUCUGAUGAAUCCCUUUCUUUUGAUGAGGAGUGUUCAAGAACCUCUUCAGUAGAUUGCGGCUUGCACGAAUCACCAAUUACCAACACAGCUAGCUCCAUCUCAAAGAUUACUCUACCACAGUCUGUUCCACAUGUUUUAGGUGUUGGUCAAUUACUGGAAUCAGCGUUGCAUGUGGCUGGCCAGGUUGCAGGUGCAUCUGUUUCAACCUCACCCCUUCCAUACGAUACAAUGACUAGUCAGUGUGAAGCCCUUGGAUUGGGCACGAGGAAGAAGCUAUCAAGCUGGCUUGUCAAUGGCCAUGAAUCGACUCCCGACAAUCCUAUGCCAAGUCUUCCCACUGCCCCUCAUUCCAUUAUUCCCAAGGUAAACUCUUGUGGCUUCGAGAGCAUCCACCACAUGUCAGCAGAGCCAAGUUCCAUUGUGAAGCUUCCACCAGCCAGCCCCUUCGAUAACUUCCUGAAGGCUGCCUAUCGCACCCAGCCGGAGCUGUGAUCAGCCUUGCAGAGCACCUAACCAACCCUCUUCAUGAGGGCUAGACUGCAGUACCAAAGCAUAGUACACUAGGUCAUCUAAUGGAACACCUGGCCACUCUGGGCGUAAUUAUCUGUAGCGUCGUUUUAGCUGUAGUAGUAUAUGUAUUUGCUCAUUUAUAUUUACCAAAUGCUGUAGUGUAUGCGUAUCUAUGAUCAUCUGUACCUCUGUAGUUGUCAGUCGCAAGCUCUCUUGUUUGUUCAGACUAUGAGAUGUAGGAGAACACUGAAUCGUUAUGUUUGUCGAAUGUUCUGUUAUGCCAUGUUUUAUUUUUUCUAAAAAAAAUAAUGUCGCUGA